Chionomys nivalis (European snow vole) is the source of this 995-nucleotide messenger RNA. It is a transcript of the gene S100a14, whose product is annotated as S100 calcium binding protein A14. Gene Ontology annotation, biological process: response to lipopolysaccharide; positive regulation of monocyte chemotaxis; positive regulation of granulocyte chemotaxis. Gene Ontology annotation, molecular function: chemokine receptor binding. NCBI's taxonomy places the organism in Eukaryota, Metazoa, Chordata, Mammalia, Rodentia, Cricetidae. The record is from RefSeq and is a predicted model, not a curated record. Gene Ontology annotation, cellular component: perinuclear region of cytoplasm. Bases 82 to 396 code for a protein of 104 amino acids. The transcript has 3 exons.
CAUGAGCCAUCAGCUCCUGUGGGGCAGGCUAUAGAACAGACGACAAAAGUAACUCACCGGAGGACCAGUGUACCAGACACCAUGGGACAGUGUCGGUCAGCCAACGCUGAGGAUGCCCAAGAAUUCAGUGAUGUAGAGAGGGCCAUCGAGACUCUCAUCAAGAACUUCCAUCAGUACUCGGUGGAGGGCGGAAAGGAGACGCUGACCCCUACUGAACUCCGAGACCUGGUUACCCAGCAGCUGCCUCACCUCAUGCCGAGCAACUGUGGACUGGAAGAGAAAAUUGCAAACCUGGGCAACUGUAAUGACUCGAAACUGGAGUUUGGAAGCUUCUGGGAGCUGAUUGGAGAAGCAGCCAAGAGUGUGAAGAUGGAGAGCCCUGUUGCUCGGAGCUGAGAGCUUCUGCUUGGAACUUGUUGGGGAUUUUGGGGGUAUUGGAGGUAGGGGAUUUUAGAGGUCCUGGGCAUGGAAAUAAAACUUCUCUCUACCCCUACCCCCCACUCGCCAGCCUGCACCUCUCCUCAUUGAUGUGAGGUUCAGGCUCAGGACCACCUUCCCUAUGGGCUCUGUGCCCUCCUCUAGGGUGCUCUGAGGAGCUCCUGGGUCCAAAGUCCUCAUCCCAGGGGAGCUCAGGGGGUGGGCUGGGGCUAGAAAGGUAUGCAGGGAUCCUGGUGGGGGAAGGGUCAAGCCCUUGGUAGUAGGGGAAGGGCAGAAUGAACUAUGGGAAGUGAUCUGAAGAGUGGGCGGGGAAGCUGGCCGGGCGACUGAGAGCCGACCCCUUCCAGUGUUGUCCAGUGAAGCUGUAGCUGUCUGCCUAGUGCCGUCCUUGCUGCUUCCAGCUCUGCCCCAUUCUCCUCCCAGUAGGAUCAGGGGCAAACAGGGGCAGAGCGGCAAAAGGGGCGAAGGAGGCCAUGGCUUCAGGACUUCGGGGUGAGAGGACUAGCUAGGUGCUUGGGCAUUUGUGGAUGAUAGUUAUUUUAUAAUAUUUGAUUAAU